ACCUGACAAUUUGCGCCUGCAAGGUGGAGCUGGAGACGACCAUUUGGACAUUGCGCAAUUUAUCAAUAUUCUCUCGUUUUGGAGUUCUGGGCCAAAGAAAGUGAGGCUUCAGGGAUUUUCCCAAAUUCGCGUUCGCCUAAAACGGGGGUUUUAUUCUGGGUGUUGCUGCGCGCAGGUCAUCUAUUAAAGAUGACAUUGUUUAAAUAUCACUGACCAGUCACGCACGCGUGGUUUCCCAGCCUUGUAAGUAAGUCGUUUGUGUGAACCAUGUGUGCUUUUGGUCGCUGCUGCUGAUGGUCAUUGGAGUGUUGAAGUUGCGAGUUUCUGUGGAGUUACUGCUGAGAUUGUGCAGGCUAACAAGGAGCGAGAAGGACCUUGUGGUGCUCUGGAAAAGUGUGUGAUCUGAGUCGGAGGCCUCCAGCGUGUUUAAACGGGCAUAAAUUGGAGUAUGGUCCGGUCAACAACCUGGCUCCUGGGAGCUCUAUUGGGUUUGAUAUGUGUACUACCUCUUGUUUUGAUGACGCCCAGAACUGCCCAGUGCACGUCUUUGAAGACAUUGGAAAACAAACUCAUAGGCAGAAGACGUAACAUGAAACACAAUUUACCCAUUAAUUACACCAUCAGAGUUCACUAUGAGGAGGUCUUCAAACUCAGUAAUAUCAGCAGGCUGAGGGCGAGGGUGGAGGAUCUGGAAGACUGGGACCUGCAGGAUGUGUGGCUGUUGGUCAACCAGGAGGUGUUGAAGAGGAUUCUGAGGGUCUUGCCAGUGAGACACCCCUCCUACAAGUACACCACCGACCUGGAGGAUCUCUUCAGGAAGGUCCAGCAGGUGUUCCCACCACAGACUGAUGAGAGAGAGCCACCAGAGCGAAUAGAGGAGAUCUACAAAAGGGUUAAGGAGAUUGACUCAAAAGGCUGGAAGUUCGUGACCCCCAAAUCUCUGUUGGAUAACUGCUAUCGGACAAUGCACUGUCUCUUCAAAGACUGCUUUUCCAGUGAAGACAGAGAGCAAGACUAUUGUGGCUUACCUCACUGGCGGAAGGGCAGAAAGAGACUACAGUAAACCUGAGAAGGGCGCUAAUUGUUUUCAUAUGUAUAUUUAUAAUAUAUUGUCUACUGAUGUUUAUGUUCUGUGUUUUAAUUGCGGGUUUUAGAUGUGUUUAGACAGUUGUAUGGUAUAGGGCAGGUGACUAUGCUCAAGCAGAGUGUGAUGUAGCAUUUCUAUUUGUAUUAUUUUAUAUAUUUUUUGCAAUCAGGGAACACUUAUGGCUGACAUAUGUAUUAGCAACUGUUGCCCAUAAAAAGUAAGAACACAAACAUAGCCAGCUACUCUCAUCUCUGACUGUUUGUCUUUAUGAAUAUUAUAGUAAAUGUGUUUGUUUAAAAAACGUUUUUUUCUCUGUUCUGUUUUUUAAAUAAAUUGCUUUAAGGUGUUUUGCUGACUUGCAGGCAUAGUCAGUGAAUUCCAGCCACUCAUUUGUUUGGCAUUAUGCACAUCAAUGCUGAAAUAAAGAUAUUAUUUGUGAAUCUAUUCCAGGUUCAACGAGUUAAUUUCUGCAGUAUGAUUGCUUGAGGUCAGAUUACAUUAGAUGUUUAUGUAAACAAGAGAUUGUUUACAUGCACACUAAUAAUUGGAUAUUAAACUGAUUAUGGCAGUAGACAGAUUACGCAAUAAUCAUGUCACACCUUAAUCUGUUUAUCUUAAUCGGUUUGAGGUCAAAAUGGAAAAACUUAAAACGGCUGGUUUUCUGAGCAAUUUUUCAAAUGAUUAGGACACGUAAACACCUUAAUCGGUGUUCCAGUAGUGUAUUUGAUCCGCGCAUGUGCUAGCACCAGCCGAGCGAGCCUCCUUUAGCGGUGGCUAAAGUUAGCUGUAGUUUUCUAAUGGCUGUUUAAAUAAAACUGAAGCAUGGAUUCGUUUUUCCUGACCCAUAGACUACUUCCCGGUGAGGAAAUAUCUAACAUCAAGUUGUAAAAUAGCGAACUACUCCUUUAAGGUGUCUACCAUUUAGAAUCCUUAGUUCACGUCAGCUAGCGACUG
Molecule: messenger RNA, 2041 nt
Organism: Oncorhynchus gorbuscha (pink salmon)
Lineage: Eukaryota; Metazoa; Chordata; Actinopteri; Salmoniformes; Salmonidae
Gene: il34
Product: interleukin 34
Exons: 7
Coding region: 449-1063 (204 amino acids)
Biological process (GO): positive regulation of protein phosphorylation; positive regulation of macrophage differentiation; positive regulation of monocyte differentiation
Molecular function (GO): macrophage colony-stimulating factor receptor binding; cytokine activity
Source: RefSeq, a predicted model, not a curated record